Messenger RNA from Heterotrigona itama, 3878 nucleotides. The record is from the annotation of a GenBank genome assembly. NCBI's taxonomy places the organism in Eukaryota, Metazoa, Arthropoda, Insecta, Hymenoptera, Apidae.
UUUAUUUACUAUUAAUUCUUUGCUAAAUUAUUUUAUGAACUUCUACAUGCAAAUUUGAAAUAGUAUAGAAAUUUCUGUACAUGAAUAAUUGGUAGCACUGGUUGAAAUACAGUACAAUACAGCGAUCUGUAUUGCAAAAGCAUUUUUAUCGUACGUGUGCUACUCUUGUAAUUGAGAAGUUAUUAUUGUGAAUGUAAUUUGUGAGUAUAAUUCAUGCUUUCGAUAAUAGUAUUAUCUAAUCAUGUCAAUACAUAUUAUGUACAUUUAUAAACUUAUAUAAAUAGAUAGAAAAGAACAAGUUUUAUUUAAGAAUUAUUAUUUUUUCAUUCCUGCAAAUAAUGGCAUAAGUUUUAUUAAUUAUAUCUUUGUACGAUUAUUAUAUAUACUUUUAUCUUUUGAUUAAUUAAACGUGUGAUUUCAUGUGUAUUAUGUAUUUUCAUAAUUUGUCUGGCUUACAUUUAUUUAAUUAUUAAUCUAAACUAAUUUAAAAAUUAAUUUAUGCAAUGUUUGCUUAUAUUAUCUCUCUGUUCCAAGGAAAUUCUAGAUAUAAUUAAAAAAUGUUUAUUAAAAAACAUGAUUUCAAAUAUAAUUAUUAUAAUUUUGAUGUUAUAAAGUCAAAUAAUAUUUAUUAGAGGAAAAAUGGUUUACUUAUGUAUUACUAAUGAAGUUAAUUACUUCAUUAUUACUAUUGGUUUAAAUGGUUUAUAUACAAUGGUUGCCCACACUGUGCUUCUUGACUUUACAGUACCAUCAAAUGUAAUAGUAGAUGUGGAGAAACGAUCCAAUCUAAAAAUAGCAAUUGCUAAUGUCCUUCAAGAACACUUUGAUAGUCUAAAGCCAUUAACUGAAUCAAGCAUUGAUGGAAGCUUUUUAGUCUUAUACACAGGUCCCAAAGGUAGUCUAAUUACAGUUCGAGGAUAUACUGAAGGCUUAAUCACUGUUAACAUUGAAUAUUAUAAAAGAGAUGAAGAGGAAGCGCUCUUGGAUUUUGAGUUGGCCAGAGAAUUGGAGACAACGUUGCAGGCGGCAGUAGCCUCUACGCGUUCCCACUCGCUUACACCGAUUAAACGCGGCGGACCUUUUGAGAGAUACUUUCCUACCGCCGAUGAUAGACUACUUGAAUAUGACAUUGAUAAGCUGGUUUUUGAAGCACGUUCUCCCUACCAAAAAGUGCAAAUUGUUCAUUCAAAAUCAUUGGGAAAUCUAUUGGUUCUUGAUGAAUUACAAAAUAUAUCUGAAGCAGAUCUGAUAUAUACAGAAACUUUGAUGCAACGUGGAAAAGAAAAUUACACGGGGAAAGAAAUAGUUAUUUUAGGAGGAGGAGAUGGUGGCUUACUCUGGGAGUUGCUUAAGGAGAAACCAAAAUUCGUAACUAUGUUAGAGAUUAUUGUUGGAGAUUGUGCAAAAACUCUAGCACACAUGAUUGAAGAAGGCCGACAAUUUGAUUAUGUUUUCGGUGACCUUACAGACAUACCAAUUAGCCCAACCCCACAUGGGGAUGCAUGGGAUUUUAUUAGACUGAUUUUAAACUCUUCAAUGAGAGUUCUGAAAUCUACAGGAAAAUACAUGACUCAUGGAAAUGGAGCAUCUUGUCCACAGUCUCUAGAAAUGUAUGAACAAGUUCUUUCACAGCUCUGUGUACCCAUAACUUUUACCAAAGAUAGUGCUUUUGUACCCUCUUUUUUCGAAGAUUGGGUCUUCUACCAAGUAUCUCGCAAAUUUUUUGUUAACGAAUCGGUUCCUGAAAAAGAUGAUCCCGAUGCUGGACAUGAAAUCCCGAUUGACACUACUACGCUGGCGUCUGUACAUACAAAAGGUGGUGGUUAUCUGUAUUUAUUUGUUUAUUUAGUAAUUAAUAAACUAUACAAAGGUGCUCAAUUAUUUUUUCUACUAACUGUCAAUAAUCAAAUUAAGUUACCCAGUGGUUCGUUACAAGUAAACUCAAAAGCAAUACAACUAUAUUACUGUACAAAUAACUUUAAUAAAACAAAGAUAGAAUUACAUGAAAUUUUAAUCACACAUAUACAAACAUACUUUUUAUUAACACAUAUUUUUAAUAUAUUUAAAAUUCAAAUUGCAUUUAUUAAUAUUUACUAAACAAAUAUUUUGUAGAUGUAUAUAAAAGCACGAACUGUUGCAUGAGGUAUAAUAUGUAUUAAGUAAUAAAAAGUUAAGGAGUAUACAUAGAACUACUGAAACUGAUUUUUUAUCAAUUAUUAUUAAACUGAAGAUAUUGAUAUUUUUUGUUUAAUUUUUUAUAAAAAAGGAAAACGAUUUAUAUUAAAAAUAAACUAAUAAAAUAUUUUAUCAUUGGUACAUAAUGAAAUAUAAAUUAUAACCAUAAAUAUUAGUUAUAAAUUAAUAAAUAAUAUUAAUUAAUAUAAAAAAUUAUUUUAAUAUGAUUAGCAGCUCCUCAGUAUUAAUUAAAAUACAAACUUAUUUAUUAUUCUUGAACUACUAAAAAGAACAUUUUGUAAUUAAUUAUUAUUAGUACAUAUAAAUAAAUAAAGUGAAAUACAAAUAAUUCAAACAGUAAAAAAUUGUUCCCAAAUUGAGGUUCCUUAGCUUAUGAAAAAUUAAAGAUAAAUUGUAAAAACGGUGGGCUGAGCAAGUUAUUUAAUUAAAUACAGCUUUCAUGUUUCUAAGUGGAACUUGGUACAAACAUAAGCAUCUGAUAUUUCAGGUAAUUUUUCCACUUCGUGAAUAGUUGGUUCUAUUUCUGUCUCUAAAAGUAUUUGAUCUAACCAUUGUUGGACUUGCUCUGUAUGUCUAUGAGAAUUAUGUUGUUCUUCUAUGAUAUUUCUUUUUGAAUUCCUAUAAUUUUUUGCAAUCUCUUGUUCAUUUACAUCUUCAGUAGUCUGAUGAUUAAAAUCAUUUUUUUGUGAUUCUGUACCUAUCUUCGAGGAAUGAUUAAUAUCAUUUUCAGAAUCUUUCUCUUGAAAAUCGGAAAUAUGACUGGAAUUUCCUGAUAAGUUUAUUAUACUAGAUGACUUUAAUUCGUUAGAAACAUCAUCUAUGUUUUCAUCUUCUGUCAUACAAGAAAAUUCAACUUCUGUAUUAGAAGGAACAAUUCCUGUAUUCUUGAUAGAUUUAUCAAAACAGACAUGAUCUUUAUUUAUGUCUUGAUAUUCUUCAAUUUUAUAAGGUUCCAAAUUAGUUACAGCUGUUGUAUUAGAUCCUACGAGCUCUAUUCUUCCAAAUUGUUUUAUUUGUUCUUCCAAGGUAUGUUUGUCAUUUAAUAUUGCUAUAGACGGAGGAAGAAUUUCUUGACUGGACAAUGCCAAAGAUACUUGCUGUCUAUAAAUUGCUUCUGAUUGUCGUAGAAGUUGUUUUUCUCUAGCAUACAAUGUUUGCGCCAAUUGUGCAAAACAUAUUUUUAUUUCUUCUUGAACCUUAAAAUUAAGUAUAUUAUUUCAAUUAAAAUAUUUAUACAAUUAUAUUUAUAUGUAAAUUAUAUGUAUUCUGUAAAUCACUGAUAUUGUUAAAGAAAUAAAACUGUGUAUAUAAGAGAAAUAUAAAGCUAAGAACAAAAAGACAAAAUUAUGAUUGAAGUAGUAAAAUAUCAAAUAAUUCAGUUAUACAUAAUAAUGAAUGAAAAGAUAGUUCGAAAAUCAUAACCCCAUAAAACAAUUAUUAUAUAAACAUAUAAUUAUCAAGAAAGAAUUACCUGAAGAAAUUGUUUCUCCAAAAAUGUUCUUUUGUCAGCUAUUAAUCGUAUUCUGACAAGAUGACUGUCAUUAUCGCUAUUUUCUUCAUUCUUUUCUAUCAUGUUAUUUAUUUAACGUAUAUACUAAAAUGAUUAAUUUGUUAGUUGCUUUGUUAGCAACAGUACGUAAAAUUAAUAUUUAUUAAUUAGUUAGUUUAGAACAGUUAGUUAG